Helicoverpa zea (corn earworm) is the source of this 2425-nucleotide messenger RNA. RefSeq names its product translation initiation factor IF-2, mitochondrial (gene mIF2). Gene Ontology annotation, molecular function: GTPase activity; GTP binding. The transcript is spliced from 15 exons. The record is from RefSeq and is a predicted model, not a curated record. Lineage: Eukaryota; Metazoa; Arthropoda; Insecta; Lepidoptera; Noctuidae. Bases 263 to 2386 code for a protein of 707 amino acids.
UCUGUUUCUGACACCUGUCAAGCGUUUCCAAAAUCGUGUGGAGGUUAUGUUAUGUUUCCCGAGAGCUGAAAAUUGUCUUAACUAAUUAUGUCUGAUAAUGUCAGCACCGCAAGCUUAGAAGUAUUUCGGGAAUACUGAUACAGAGAUCACAGUGCAAUAUAGUACUUUAUAACCUCUAAACUUAUGACAUAACCUUUGAUAACUUGAGAUCCUAAUAAUUGGUUAUUUCAUGACUUAAACCAUACAUUUAUUGACUAGAAAAAUGUAUAAAACUCUUAUAUUUAGACGAUUUCCAACAAAAAUAUUUAAAAAUGAAUUUUUUCCUCAAGUAUGUGGAUUCAAGAAGGUUCCCUUGAAUUUUAGCCACCAAUGGGCUAGGCAACUAUCAAUAUCUUAUGUUUGCUGUAAGAAAAGAAGAUCGCCGGAAGAAAAGGUAACAGAGAAUCAGGGUAGGCCGGCAAUCAGGUAUUCACCAAAAAGUUCAGAAGUGGUCGGCAUAUGGCGUAACAUGACUGUGCAGGAAGUAGCUACAGUCCUCGACAAAGAUAUAGAUCAUGUAUUCAAAGCGCUAGAGUUUGCGGACAAGAAUUCUGAUGUAAAUUACACAAAGAACACUGUGAUACACAACCCUCAGAUCAUCAGGGAUAUUGUCAAGAUAUCCGGCUGUCGCUUCAAGAUAGUACCUAAACCUGAUCAGGAUUUAGAAGAUGAGGAGAACAAAGACGCAGUACCGCAGCCCCCCGCCCCGCCCGAGAAGCUCCGCCCCCGGCCGCCAGUAGUCUGCGUGAUGGGCCAUGUAGACCACGGCAAGACUACCCUACUAGACGCACUAAGAGACACCGCUGUAGUAGACCAGGAGUUUGGAGGCAUUACUCAGCAUAUUGGAGCUUUUGAAGUGCAACUAGCAUCAGGCGACAAAGUGACAUUCCUAGACACGCCGGGUCACGCGGCGUUCACGGCGAUGCGUUCACGCGGCGCCCACGCGACUGACAUCGUCGUGUUGGUGGUGGCUGCUGAUGACGGCGUGAUGGAGCAGACUGUGGAAUCUAUUAGGAUGGCGAGGGAGGCUAAUGUUCCAAUACUUGUGGCGAUCAACAAAAUCGACAAACCAGGUGUGAACAUUGAACGCACAAUGCGCUCUCUAGCGACACAAGGCAUAGUUUGCGAAGCGCUCGGCGGUGACAUCCAGGCCAUACCCGUGUCUGCUUUGAAGAAACAGAAUCUUGAUACGCUGGUCGAAGCUCUGACUUUGCAAGCCCAGCUCAUGGAGCUGAAGGCUGACCCUGGAGGGUAUGUUGAGGGUGUCGUUAUAGAAGCCCUGUUGGACCCUAGGACUGGAAAACAAGCAACAGUAUUAGUACAACGCGGUACGUUACGGCGAGGGAGCAUCAUUGUCGCAGGCAACGGGUGGGCUAAGGUUAGAGUACUAAACUCGGCGGAAGGCAGGUCGGUACAAGAGGCGCCGCCGUCAACACCCGUGUCAGUACUCGGCUGGAGGGAGCUGCCCUCAGCCGGUGACCAGGUGCUGGAAGUUAGUUCUGAGAAACGUGCCAACGAGGUAAUGCGGUGGCGUCACAACCAGCGCAUGAAGGAGAAGCAAGCCGCCGACCAGGAGGUCAUCGCUGCCAAGGAGGCGGCUCAUCACGAGCAGUACGCGGCCAGGCUCGCCCGCAAGCGAGCACUGGGCAGAUACAAGCUGCGAGCCGACGGACCCAGGGAGAAGAUGAUACAACAUGACAACCAUCCCACGCUCACUGUCAUCGUUAAAGGUGAUGUGGACGGUUCAGUGGAGGCUAUCCUGGACAUCUUGGAGACGUAUGACGAGCACGACCGAGUCAGGCUGGACUUGGUGCACUUCGGUGUGGGACCCGUCACGCCUAAUGAUUUAGAGACGGCAGAAAUGUUCAAAGCUGUGAUUUACGCGUUCAACGUGGACUGCCCGCCGGCGAUAUCGGUCGACGCCAAGAAAAAGAACAUACCUGUCAAGAUGCAUAACGUCAUAUAUAGGCUGGUUGAUGAUGUGAAAGAGGAAAUCAGUGCCAGGAUACCUAAGACGACUGAGGAGGAGAUUAUUGGCGAAGCGAAUGUCCUACAAGAAUUCAUAGUGACUGAGAACAAGAAGAAAGUCCCAGUCGCCGGCUGCCGCUGUGUGAAGGGCACGCUCAAUAGGAACGCGCUGUAUAGGGUUAUAAGGGGACAAGAGGUCAUUUUUGAAGGUAAACUAGCAUCAAUGAAACACCUAAAAGACGAGGUAACCACAAUAAAGAACGACAUGGAGUGUGGGCUGCGCUUCGAGCCGGCGCUUCAGGUGCAGGCGGGCGACAGCGUCGUGUGCUACUGCCGCCGAGCCGCCGCCGCCAGCACGGCCUGGGACCCCGGCUUUUAGUUACCGUAACAUAAAUUAUAGAAAUAAUUUAUAUAGUUA